Molecule: messenger RNA, 16766 nt
Organism: Lagopus muta (rock ptarmigan)
Lineage: Eukaryota; Metazoa; Chordata; Aves; Galliformes; Phasianidae
Gene: ASB1
Product: ankyrin repeat and SOCS box containing 1
Exons: 6
Coding region: 11547-12491 (314 amino acids)
Biological process (GO): protein ubiquitination; intracellular signal transduction
Cellular component (GO): ubiquitin ligase complex
Molecular function (GO): protein binding
Source: RefSeq, a predicted model, not a curated record
CUUUUCAACAUGCUGUCGUGAGCAGGUCAGGGGAUUCCUGAAUCUUGCAAAGUAGGCUACAAAAGGAUGCCACAAGACCAAGAGGUAAAGCCUUGUGUCACUUGCAGUUCCUUGCAUCGUUACAGAGAUGAUGUCGUGUUUUCAGAGCUAUCAGGAAUCUUAUUAGGAAGGACUGAAAAUGCAAUACAAGCAUCACCAUGUCAGGGAGCAGAAGUACUUUAUCUGCACAGGUGUUAAUGCCAUUUUUAUUGCGUGUGUUCAUUUGGAAAGGAUUAAUUUAAGUACCUGUUUCCUCCCAAAUGCAUGUUCCUGCAACUUUUUGUAUGUGAAUAAUAAUUCCUCUGUUUUGUUUUUUUUUUAUUUAACUGCAGGUGUCUGUACUGUUUUCCUAAUGACCUCUUGUUUGUAGUUUUUCCUUAUUCCUAAAUCUGCAAAGUGUGUGUUAGCAUAGACACAACUGUAUGACACUGCCCUGAGCACAGAAUGCUUUGGUCCCCUGCAAGGCUGUUCCCUUAAGAUUUUUACAGUGUGUGAGUACAUCCACUCCUAUGUUGUUUGGAUUAUGUAUGAAGUGGCAGUGUCCUCUUUUUCCUUCUUUUGUUAGCAAAACUAGUUCUGGGUUGUUUUUUUUCCUUUCUUAUUGAUAUCUGGGCCUCAAAAAAAUCUACCAAAAGGAUAACCACCAAAUAAUGUGAGUAUUUAAUACUCAAAUAUGAAUGUUUUAAAGGGUUUUACGUGUUUGUUUAAGUAAGUUAGUGGGGAGGAUUUUAUUUUCCUUCCUGGGUAAUCACCUGUGGUUACACCUAGAGGUAGUCUGCCCCAGAACUUGGACUGUGACAGGAAUUCAGUGCUUUGGUGAUGAAAAGUGACUCAUUUUCUAAGCUCAAAGUAAUCAACAGCAUACUGCACCUAGGAGUUGCAUCCUAGCUUUGGUCACUGUAAGGGCAGGAUGCUUUGCUGCAUGAGGUUUUGGUCAGAUUGGAGAGCAAGCAGGGAACUGUGAGAGAGUAUGUGAAGUGUCUGUUCCCUUCUGAACAGUACACAGUGCUGUGCUCUGUGCUUUUGAAUUGCCAUCUCAAUUUUUAAUUUGGUGAAGCAGUAUCUCUACAGUAAAAAAGGAGACAGACUCUUUAGCGGGGUCUGUGGUGAUAGAACAAGGGGAAAUGGUUUGAGAGAGAGGAGAUUGAGGUUAGAUGUAACUGGAACAGAUUGCCCAGUGUUGUGGUUGAUGCCCUGCCCCUGGAGACUUUCGAGGCGAGGCUGGAUCAGGCCCUGGGCACCCUGAUCUGGCUGUAGUGUCCCUGUGCAUUGCAGGGGAGAUGGACUGGAUGGCCCUCAGAGGUCCCUUCCAACUCUAAGGAUUCUGUGAUCCUAUUCUAUGUAGAGGCCAGAAAAGCAAGACUCCUGCUGGGAGCUUUUUGUUGCCACCUCCUGCAACUGUGCAUUGAUUAUCACCCAAGUUUGGAGCCUGUCCGCUGUCUUUCAGGUCUGAUCACAGCCAAAGGUGUUCAUGAUGCCCACCACAAACCCCAGGGCUCAGGACUGGUGAUGCAGUUUCUCCAUGCAGGAUAAACGUUGCCUCAGCAGUGCUGGGACUGCAGUGGUGUGACCAGGCUGUGUCCAGCCCCGCGCAGUCUUGACAUGGAGAAUUUCUUGACCACUGAUGACUUCCAGUUCUGAGGUCUGUGCUUUGGGCUUUGUAGCUCAAAUAAACAUCUGUGCUUCGUGAAGGGGAAGGGAGACACUGUGAGAAUAGAUAUGGAUAUGUGUCUGCAUAGCUGCUUGUGAUUCUUGCACAUGCUACACUGCCUAUGCCUUGAGCUUGACUUUCAGCUGUGGGUGGUUCAUUAGCAAGGGAGACUUUGCUAGUGCAGUGGUUUGGGAUUUAAAAAUCCCUUACACUGUUAGGCCCCUUUAGAGCUAAUGGAGCCUGACGGGUCUGGGAAGCAGGACUUGUACUUCAUGACAUGCCUAACAUUCCUCUCUCUUGUGUGGGUCAGGAGGUGGCUGCCAAUCCUUCUGGUUUUUAGGAUUGGGGAGUGUUUCUCAGCCAGAAAGGUUCAGCUGUUAGCUGGACCCUACCAGAAGGCUGCAGUGAGGUCUUCUCUUGGCUGAACAAGCCCAGCUCCCUCAGCCUGUCUCCACAGCAGAGAUGCUCUAGCUCUCUCAUCAUCCUCAUAGCCCUCCUCUGGAUCCACUCCGUGUUUAUAGUGCACUGCAGGUGGGGUUACUGGUGUCAGAACUUACAUGUGAUUUGUCUCACUCACUCAUGAACUAGGAGUCCUUCAGUCUUAAACUCUGCACUUUAGCUACAGGAACACCUCUUCCAUCCACUAAAGGCCCUCUGGUUUCUCACCCAGCAUGAAGGUAGAUGCUCUGGAUAGCAGACUUUGCAUGCUCCUUUUCCCCCAAAAUGUCAGUCCUCAUUGGCACUUUCCAAGUGCAGUUUCUCUAACUCAACCUGCUUGAUCAGUGGCAGAAUUUCAGUCUAUUUUUGGCUCUGUUGGCAUACUGUCCUGCUUGGAAGUACACAGAUGUGUAAUUAAGUUUUGCAAAUGAAUGGCUCUUGCCAGAUCUGGCACUCAAAUGCUUGUGUUUCAGGCUUUGUGGUAAAUGCUCGGUGGUUUGACUGUUUCCAAAUGUGAACUUCAGGCUGCCUGCUGAUUCAGGAAGACAGUGCUACCAUUGCUCACGUCUCAUUAUCCUCACCACCCUGGGAAAAAGGAACACCAGCAGUGUUGUUAUUCAGCUUGGAAGUCUGGAAUUUCUGCUCACUUGUGUGUAAUGUAGGAUACCCCAUCUCCAAUGGAGCUGUGGAGCACACAUCCCUGAGUCAGAUUUGGGUUUUUCUCCAUUGACCUGCUUGCCUGAUCUUGCUAUAGCUACCUCUGGUUUGUCUCAGCAGUGCUGUGUUGCCAUGCUGCAGAUCUGAAGACCAGAUGGAAACUCCUUUUGGCACAGAGUGCUUGCUAAGCUGGGAGGACUGAGAGAGGGACACGUUGUUGCUUCCUCCAUAGCAUGCUCUUUCUUUCAGCUGUCUCCUUGCUGCAAUUUGCUGUAUAGGAUUUGUUCCUCCAUGAAGUCAGAACAGUUGUGAGGCCUCAAAGAUGCUCUCUUGCCUCUUGGCUUACUUCCCUUGAGCACGUCUUGAAACAUAAGAGGUAAAAAUGCCAAUUACUUUUAAAUGCAUUAGAAUUGCAAAGCUCUGGUAUCCUGUGUCUGUAGAGCAAAGCCUGGCAUUUGUGAAAUCAGCCAACCUGUACAUGAUUGAGGGGAUGCAGCCCACUGAAAGCUAAUUGAAAAUUAGCUCCUAAGCAGCUUCACUGCAAAAAUUAGGAAGAAUCAGUGCUUUUAUUUCUCCUCAGCAAGUGCGAAGGUGAGUGCAUCUAGUAUUCCUAGUGGAUUUGGUUGCUGCUGGACAUGGAGCGAUCUCCAGCUCUCAGGAAGCCCCCCACGGUGCCCAGAGAGCUGCCCACCUGGCCAAGGCACUCCUCUUCUAACACAUUUCCUGCCCUGUUUGGUGAGAAAAUAUGAAAGAAAUAACGUAUCCGUUUUCCAGCGAGAAAUUUAAUUAGAAGGAAUUAAAAGGUGUAGUUUAUAGUUUAAUUUAACGCGAUGAAAAAAAGGAUUGGUUUCCUCCCCCUACUGCCCAAAUCCCAAGCUGAGUCGAUGGCAGCCAGGCCUCGAAUUGCAUCCGACGGCCACAGAAGUGAAAUGCUUACCAAGAAGAAAAGAGAGAGAGCUUCCACUUCAGAUUUAUGACUUGUGAAGCAGAGGUUGCACGGGUUAGCGUUAAUUUAUGUCGCACCGUGUCCCACAGACUUGACUUUGUUGUGUGCCCGGGAAUGGGCUGAAAAACUGAUUUUGUUGGCUGCUUUUACAGGUCACAUGCGUGCUUUAGGUUCUAUUUUGGGCCACUGAGGCUCUCGGUUUUGUAUACACAGUGAAAUGUGUGUUCAGACAUGGGGAGUGUGUGCCUGUCCCUGCGAGGCAGGGUUCUCCCGCCCAGGUCGUUUCCCCUUUUUGGUGUUUGUUUGGAUUGUGGCAGCAGUCGAGGAGCAUCAGGAAGAAAAUGAAUGCGUGGGGCCUGUUGGUACUGUAGAGUUUUCCCCCUGGUUGAAGUCAGUUCAGCAGCAAAUUCUGGUGCUGGGCUCUGUAGGGGAGCCCCUCUGCAUGGUGGCCCUCCCUCAAGCGCUUCUGUCACGACUUUUCCAAAGCCACCACUUGCUGUUGAGGUUGAGAACCCAGAUGUGGUUUCUUAAGGAUCUCUCAGCCUCACGGUAGGCUGAUGCAGAGCAGCUUUCCUCACACUCACAGUUCCAGUGUCUUCAUCCAAAAGAAACCUUUGGGGAAUGCUUACACAUCUUGGGCCUUUAGCAGAGCCAUUGAGUAGCAGUAAUAGUUGAGCUGAUUAUUUCUCUUCGAGGUGAGAGGUGGGGAAGCCAGGGCCAGUGCACUCACCUUCCUGAGCUUCUGCCAUCUGACAGAAGAGCCCCUUCCAGUCAACCAGGUACAAAUGGGAAGGACUUUUAUGAAUUUAAUGGAAAAAGGCAUAUUUUAACAGAGCUCUUUCUGUUUCAGAAGGCUGACUUGGUCUAAAAGGAAAUGGAUGGGAAAUGGUAAAGGCAAGCAGCGUGAAGGAGCUGCACAGUAUCUCUCAAUUCCUGGGCUGGCAGCCUAGCCACAGGGACGACUUUCUGGCUAGCAGCUUUACGUUGGAUUAGAGGUGCUUAAUUUCUUCUGUGCUUUCAGGUUUCUCUGUUUUUGGAACAGUGUCUGCUGGUGCUGGAGACCAAGAGUCGGCUGUGCUUGGGAGGAGCUGGGGAUACACAGUGCAGAGCAGAGCUGUCUGCGAAGGAGGAGCUGUUUGGAUAAGAAACAGUUGCUUUGAGCAGGAGAUUCAGAGCGGCUCUGGCUUUAUGCUAGAGAGAAAGGAAGUCUACCUGUCCAAUUUAAAUAAUCUCGGUGGUAUUUGCAGCGCACGUUACAAAGCCAGAAGCUGGAAUCAACCUGAGGUAAGUCCUGAGUCAGCAUCAGUGCGUGGAGCACAGGGACAGGUAAGAACCAGAAGCAACUCUGACAGCUUGUGAGUGAGCAGCCAUGCUGGGAGUCCUCCUCACACUCUCCUGUGGGCAGACAAGAACCCUUUAACCGUUUGCACUAUUCUUUAUUUCUUUAUUUAUUUUUCUGCAGAGACAGUAGUGGCAAGAGAGCCUGAGAUGCUUCUCUCUGCAGCAACUCAAGUUGGUCCACUGACCAUCACAGUAAUGCUUCACUUUAAUGUAGCUGCUGUAAGCAGAGAUGGGAAAGAAAGGAAAGAGCUGCUCUGAUAAGUAAUGUCUAAGGAUUAAGUGGUUUCACAUGUAUAUUGACCUGAAAAUAACUGUUACAAUUGAGCAUUUUAACUUUAUGCCAACAUGUCAGAAAUAGCUGAAGACCUUGUCACCUCAAGACUUUAUCACUCCCAAGACCGUGGGACUUGGGAAAGUCCCAAGACAUACUGAUAAAUGAUGGCUCUGCCUUUAGGAAAACUGUAAAGCUAUGGGCAAGGGUGAGAUUGGGAAGCUCUUCACAGGCAUAUCUAACUCCAGCCUCUACUGGAGCAAGCUGAGACCUCAUUUCUCCUGGCAUUGUUUUUAUAGCCACUUUGGUUCAUGGCCACCCAUAACCCUAUGCUGACCAGCUUACUGCUUAGCACAACGAGCACAUCUACACUACUCAAGUUGUUCAAGGCCAGGUUGGAUGGGGCUCUGGGCAGCCUGGUGUAGUAUUAGAUAUGGAGGUUGGUGGCCCUGCAUGCGGUUGGAGCUUGAUGAUCACUGAGGUCCCUUCCAACCCAAGCCACUCUGUGAUCCUUCAGGUUUCUUAUGACUCAUGCCUGCCUCUUUGUGCACUGAGGUUUGGGAGAAGGACAGAGAGGGCAGGAAAGAAAAAAUGUUGCUCCCUUUUUAUUUGCUAGUAAAGAUCUGGAAUUCUUUGGCAGCUGAUGUGGAAGUGGUAUUUCUUUCAAGAAGUCUUGUGUUAUAUUUCACUGUACAACCCAGUUGUGUUUGGUCUUUGCUCUGCAAUUCUUGCAGGAGGGAUUUUCUUCCUGUCGUCUGCUAGUUUUACUCUCCUGUGCUCCCUUCUUGCAGGCCAUUCUCUUCCAUGAAUGUUACUCUCAGAGAAGGGAGGAGAAGAGGGCUGCAAGGAGGGAUAGCUAUUGUUUAGCUUGGCCAAAGAUGCACAGCCCUUUCCAGGGUGUGCAGCUUGAUGUAGCAGGAAGGUUUAUUUUUUCUGGUCACGCUCAGAGUUUUAUUCAUGCUUCUUGUUGCUCCUGGCAAGGCAGGAACUGAACAAAAGUACCUCUCUAUCUCAGCAUGCUGGGCCUUCACUAGUCCAAACAAAAGGAUCCUGACAGGCAAAGGGACAGCUGCACCAAGAGACUGACAUUUAAAGUGCCUGAUCCCGAGCAACCUGGAUGCAGUGAAGUGGCUGAGCAGAAAAGAGCCAGGCAGGAUUUUUUGACAGCAGCAGGUUUUCAGCAUUACGGCUGUGGCCACACUCAAAUGGCAUGGGAGAAGGCAGAGGAGAGCAGGGAUGCCCUCUGGGUGGCCUCAGCAUCCUGUGGGGUCCUGGUAGCUGCAGGGGCAGCUCGGCUGAGGAGCGGCUUGUGCCUGAGGCCAGCCUCGCAGCCAGGAGGAAUUCACGGCCCCACACAGUGGCUGUGGUUUGCAUGUAGGCCUGUGCUGAUCAGGGAGGAAGGAGUGGUGUUCUCCAGUUUUAGUGCUCCCUGGGUCUCAGCUUUUCAUUCCUGUCCACAGAAGUGUCAAGAAAGGGCUGGUUUUAUGUUUAACUCUGUUAGACCAAGGGCUGUAAACUCAAAACCCAUGUUAAUAGGAUACUUGUCUUUAGGAGCCAAGCGGAGGGUGAGAGACCAGGGUCUCUUGCAGCUAAAUACUGUUCUAUUGUGCUGUGUUUUAUAUCUGCUGGUAGGAGCGAUCAGAAGCUGUGUGGGAACGCGUGUUAAAUGUGUUAUUACGUUAAAAUGUCACUUUCUCAAGUAUCAUGUGCUGUAUUUGCACGGGGCUUGCGGGCUCGCAGUAUGCAACUGAGGAGAGCAACUGGAGCGCAACAGGAUCACCCGAAGGCAUCCAGCUGCCUCCAAUGCGAGGCCACGGUGGGGAGACAGCAGCCCAAAAAGGAAAGGAGCAUGAACCUCCUCUGCAGGCCUCGGCCUCCAUGUCUGCUGCCAUCCAAGCCCUGCAACGGGGUGGCUUUGUGGCCACGUGGAGCCGGGUCCCAGCCACCUGCUGGCACUUGUGCAGAAACAGCCAGGGGGAGUGGGAGGCUUCAUCGCACUGUUAAAAGGCCACACUGACUUUGGCAAGCGUUGGGUUAUUAAGUGCGGAUUUCAGUGUCCCAUUAAGGAUGAAAUUUGCUGAGAGGUGGGUUGUGGGAGGUGUCUGCUGGCUGCUGGCGUUCGCUUCCAGCUCGCUCUCAUAGCCUGCUCAGAAAAUUGGUCCUUAGGUGUUUUGUGCAAGUGCAAAGCGCCCUUUCUCGUGUCCAAUAUUUAAGUUGCAUUCCUGCUGUCUCUGCCUCCCUUACUUUGGACACCCAUAACUCUGUAUACUUACAGUAUUUGCUCUGGCUGUCUCCUGGAGCUUGGCUUUCUUUUUGACACCCUUUCUCAUUGUUGAAGCUGCAGACAUAACUGGGAAAGCCACAAGGGCAAGCAGGCAUUUUUGUUGGACAAGAAGCUCAACUUCUGAUUCAACAGCUCAGUGACAGUCCUGUUUCUUGCGCUGAAGUUUCCAGGUGGUAAAGACCACUGUGAGAUUGUCAUACUGCUGCAGCUCUUUAACAAGUGUCCUCUUCUGAGCUGCCUUCUCCAAAGCUUUGGGAGAUGGAAACAGACACUCCAAGUGUGUUUCCAGGCUCAAAAGCAGGCAUUAAUCAGCACUGACACAUACAUUUGUAUGUAAUUGGCUCUCAUUCCUGUGUAGGCCAUUGGCUUAGAAGCCUUGAGGCUUUUUUUGCUGUAAUAAAGGAAAAAAAAAGAAAGAAGGUGUUGGACAUGACACUGGGUUUUGUCUGGCCGGGCAGAUAAACAGUUCUGCUAAAAUCCAAAAAAGCAGGCAAGCAAAAUCUCAGGAUUUGAACGGGAGUCUUAGCACUGGACUCAAAGGAGGAAAUGCUGAAGUGGUUCUAGGUUGGAGGCUGUUCAAUGACCCCAGCCUUGCACAACAGAAAAGGCAUCAAAAUAGCAAAGCUGCUUGAAAAGGAGAUGGUGGAAAACUGCUGUUGAGUCACAGGACUCGAGGCAUCAUCUAGCAGACUGGCUAAGCUGCUUAUUAAUUGUUGAGUGCAGCUUUUGCAGUUAGCUAGAAGGCAGAGUGCCCCAGAGAGCCUCACAGUUGAAGGAGAGAUGGUCAGACAGGUUGGGCUGAGGCUCAGGAGCCUUACAUAUAGCCCAUCUCUGUGUCCCAGUCUCAGCCUCUCCAUUCCUCAUAUACAACGGUGGUAACAGAUCUCCUUUUCUCCCAUGCCCCUUUCUCCUAUCUUCUUGCAGCUGCAGACUGGACAUCUGGGCUUCCAAGCCAGGGCUCAAAAUGAGAAGAGUCUUGUGCCACCAGAAAUUCAUCUGUGGAGGCGAUGAGCGAGACAGCUCUCCUGGAAAGCCUUCACAGGACAGAAGGAGCAAUAAUUUGGAGGCAGCUUUGGGAUUGGGACUGUUCUCUUUGCCAUGUCUGAGGCCCCAGAGGCAGCUUGGAACCAGAGUGCUCUGGUAAUAGAAAUGAGGACAGAUUCAAAUAAGACAAGUGAUAUGUUACCUUUAACACUGGGGAAAACAGAAAUGGCUCAGCAAAGCUGAGACAACAUUUCUGGAGCAAAGCAAGGUUUUUUUAAACAAUUUCCUGAUUACUUUGACUGCUUGAUCUUACAGCACGAGUAUUGCCCUGAUGUUAUUUUUUUGCAUUUCAUUUCCUAAGACGUCCUGAAGAGCAGGGAGUGAAAACUAAAAUAAAACUUGGCAUGUAUUUUACAAGCUGUGCUGGCUUCUCCCAGAGUCCCCAUCAACCCUUUGAACCACAGCUGCUCAGAUAGCUGAGGUCACUGGAAAGGCUCCUACUGACUUCUUAUGGGCUGGAUUUGAAACUCCUGCAGUGGUGUAGUUGCAAGCUUGCCCAAAAGACCAUUUUGAUAGAAAAGCUCCCACAGGCUGCAGUAGAUGUCAGGCAAGGCCUGGAAAGGAUGGUCAGUUGUCUUCUAAGAGUGCUUGCAGCAGCUCCCAAGCUUUGCUUUGUCCUUCAAGCUCAACAUGAAGAAAUGUGGUUAGAAUUUUUUAUUUUUUUAUUUUUUAAUGGGGAAAGUUGCUUGCCUCAGGCCAAGCAGAAAAAAUGUGGAAUGGAUUUGGAUCAAACUUUUUUUUUUUUUUUAACUUUUGGAAUUUUAUUUAAAGAAAUAAUAGUGCCUUGGGCAAGAGCUGAAGCAUGGAAAAAUUUAUCCCAAAAGGUGGAUGCUUUGUGAAAUUAUAAGCGUGUGAAAACAGGUGGUUAAACUGAAAUGGUUUUACAGAUUGAAGUACAGAAGGUGCUACCAAAAACCUGUUAUAAAUCCUGAAUUGAACUCUUCUUGAAAGGCCGAGGUAGAAGAACAGGCCAUCAGCAAGUAACCUGAACCACUACCAAACCCACAGGCGACUCAAGAACCAGUAAAGACGCCAAGCAAAAUGAGAAGAGGCUUUCUGAAAGGUCAGUAAGGGAGCCAAGUCCAGGCCCAGGCUUCAGUAUAUAAACUCAGUCUCAAAAACUACACCCUAGUGACCGACGUCUGGCUGGGACAAAUUUUACAUACAGCACCUGAUCCAAAGUCAGUGGCAAGUGCUUUGCGAUCUCCUCAGCGUUGGAUCGGGGCUUUAAACGUGCAGCCAGGAAGAAAAACAUAUAAGCACUGUGUUUCAGCACGCUGAAGGGUAGACAAAGAGCAAGAGCCAAAAUCACAGUGCCUUUUGCCGGGAGAAGUGGUGGACGUAUUGCUGAGGGUGGAAACACUGAGAGGAGCCCUGUCUGUUCUAUUCUUGGUCUGCACAGUAGUUGACUGAAUGGUUUCCAAGCACAACGUGAGGCUCUCACUGUCCUCUUUACUAUGAACCAAGUUCCUACUGGAGCCCAGCACCUCAGGAGCACGUCUUCUGGACAGAUUCACCUAAAAUAAAUAAGAAAAUUCAAUUAGUGAAAUGUUACGUGAGUGAAAGCUCCUUUCUCUUCAGAUGAACAUGCCUCUGUGUGUGUGUGCAUGUAUGUUCCAAAGGAUGCUUGACUCCAUAGUCUAUACUGGGACACUGUCUAUUGCUCUGUCUGUUCUUCACAUGUCCUAGCAGAAAUGAAGGCCAUCCCCAUUUAUGCCUGACUCCCCUGAGCUCAGCUUUGUCUCAGUGAGGUCCUUUCGGAGGGCACAGCAGCCAGGGGCAGUGGGGCUCCAGCCCCACACUUUGCUCCCAGCUCCGUUAUUAAUGUGUGUUGGUGCAGUGCUUUCAGGCUCGCCAGGUCGCCAGGAAUGAGCUGAUUGCUGUUGUGUUACUAAAAUGUAAGUGUGAUUAUGAAGUGUUAUGAUAUAUGGUCUGCAGAGUUUUACAGCUGUGUCUUAAAAGGCUCAUAACAUGAGGGGGAAAAAAAAAGAGUGGGAAGGGGAGGGCUUAAACUAGAAGACAGAAAUACAGUCAAAUUAAGGAGUACAAUGGCAUUGCUAAUUAAAACCCCUUGGAGAGAAGGGAGGAAGGAAAUGACCUAACUCCCAGGGCUGACACAGGGUGGUUAUUGCCCAGGGACAAAGUGAAGGAAAGGCAAGCCAGAGGCUGGAGGUGAGACCUGGGUGAUAGGAGAUAAGGCCUUAAGCUCUUUUUCCACUGCCAUAGAGAAAGAUAGAACCAACCACGGAGACUUCACCAGUUGUCCAAACCCUUUGGUGCGUGGAAAGCAGUAAUGAGGACUUCAACCAAGGCAGAGAGUUGCAACCUCAGUGCCAGCUGUGUGCACCUCACUUUGGUACAGAAUAGUGUGCUGGCAUCUUCCUGGAAUGACAGUGUGCUCCAUGAGAGCCUUGCAAGGGCUUCCACCAGACCUUGUGUACAGACAGGGUUACCAAAUUACAGAUUGUUUUGCUGUGUAGCAGUGGAAAAAGAGUUUGGAAAGACAAUUCAUGAAAAAAUUCAUAAAUGAACAUGAUGCUCAUCAAAGCCAAACCUGGACAGUUGUUUUCAUCAGUACGAAAGAAGUUUAAGUUUGCCUUUUUCCUGAAGUAAGUUGUUUUUCUAUGCACUCGUGAGAUAAAAAUAAUCUGAAUUUGUCCUGUUGUCUUAUCCUUUCUUCAGAUAUCCUCAACAGAAGUGCAGGACCCUAUGACUGUGCUUUGAGCCCUACAACUUUGUCUUCUGUCCCUUCAAAGCAGGAUGAGUCUUGAGGUCUCCUCACCAGCCUCUCCAAGCAGGACCUUAUUCUGCCACCUGAUAUCAGAGCAGCACCUCUCAUUCCAGGCAACAGUGGCACAUCACCUGUUGGGCAAGAAUGGCUGCGUUCUGUGUCUUUCUCAGUCGGAGCAGAGAGAUGUUUCUAAUGCAACACCAGUGCUGGACCCCUUUGCAAAGGGCCAGGUCGGAAUCUGAAGGAGUGGCUGCGGGAGCAGUUCUGCGACCACCCCCUGGAGCACUGCGAGGACACCCGGCUCCACGAUGCAGCCUACGUGGGGGAUCUGCCCACGUUGAAGAGCUUGCUGGAGGAGGAGAGCUUCCAGAGAAAGGGGCUGAGAUCGACCUGGUGGAUGUGAAGGGGCAGACCGCCCUCUACGUGGCUGUGGUCAACGGGCACCUCGAGUGUGCCAAGAUCCUGCUGGAAGCUGGAGCCGACCCCAACGGCAGCCGGCACCAUCGCAGCACACCUGUCUACCAUGCAGCGCGUGUGGGCCGAGCCGACAUCCUCCAGGAGCUGAUCAGAUAUGGUGCAGAUGUGGAUGUGAAUCACCACCUCGCUUCUCGGGUCUCCAGCCCCUCCUUGCGACCCCUCACCACACUUGUGGUCUGUCCACUAUACAUCAGUGCUGCCUACCACAACCUUCAGUGCUUCCGGCUGCUGCUCCAGGCUGGAGCCAACCCAGAUUUUAAUUGCCGUGGGCCGAUCAACAUCCAAGGCUUCUCUCGGGGCUCACCGGUGUGUGUGAUGGAUGCUGUCCUGCGGCACGGCUGUGAUGCGGCGUUCAUCCACCUCUUGAUUGACUUUGGAGCCAACCUGAACCUGGUGAAGGUGGAGGCCUUGGAAUUUGACUCCACGGGGAGGGUCAAAGUCAACCCUGAGGCUCUGCAAGUCUUCAAAGAAGCACGAGGCCGCGCCCGGAGCCUGUUGUCUCUCUGCCGCAUAGCUGUACGAAGAAUACUUGGCAAAUCUCGUCUGGAUCGGAUCCAUAUCCUUCCAGUCCCAGACCCCAUUAAACAAUUUUUACUUCAUGAGCACAGUUAAAGGGCAACCGGCUGCUUUCUGGGACAGUUUGAUUUGCUAAACGAGUGAGUUGACAAAGCCAGGUGCCAGUUCUUUGCCCCCAGAAAAAUACUGGUUUGCUCAUGGAAUGCACAUAAUUCCCUGCCCCUGUGGGUUUCCCCUCCAGUUUUAGGGUGCAAUGAUUUUGUGUGUCUGCACUUAAGCUGCCAGUUAUCUCACUGGUGAUCUGCUGGCAGCAGGUCGGGCAGUGAGGUCACAAGUGUGUGUGGCUGUUACAUGAGCAAACACAGUAUAUCCCAUAGCUGUUAGCAUAUGUCUGUUUGUUACGACUCUACCUCUGUUAUUGCUCCGUGUUACACACGCCUUGGGUCUCAGAGGCACUUUUGUGUGGCAAAUGUUCCUGUACUGAAGCCUUUCAUUUUCCUACAGUGUGCAAGGGAGUCUCUCCUUGCCUUGGUAAGGGGAUUACAGCAGCACUGUUCUCUUUCUGCUGUCAGUACCUGGCCUUUCUCUUCCCUGUGGAGUUUGUGGUUGCUGCUGUAAAAGUAGGUAUAUUUUCUUCUGUCCUCUUCUGGUGUAAAAUGCAUCAAGUUUCCUGUCCAGUGCUGUGCAUUACUUGGAGAAUUGUAUCCGUGUCUCUACGUGCUGCAAGGUAGCUGCUGACUUGGCUUUCUUCCUCCAGAGGCCCCGUUGCACAGAUGGGAGAGUAGCAGAAUGUGUAAUCCUAUCCCAUCUGAGUCGUUUCUACAGACCACCAGACCUGCUGUGGCACGUUAGCUCUCCUUCCAGCACUGUGAUGGAUGAGGCAAGGGUUGGCCAGUCCUCCUGCCAACUGCCCAGGACACUGCUGUAGCACAAAUGAGAAGAUACAGACAGAAGAGGAAAUAGUAUUUUCACCUAUGGAAACUGAACAGCACGGAGUUCAUUGCAGGGAUGAUGUGAUCCCCGCCGUUCAGUCACUGCUGCAGUGGUGGUGGAUCAAGGACUGUGAUACUCAGACGAAGCCAGAAUGUGAACCUGAAAGUUUUCUAGGGUACUUUCUGGAAAAGCAAUGACCAAACUCAUCCAUUCACUGUAAAAUUGGUUUGAAUGUUUGAGAAUGACCAAGAAUGACCAGGAGUGGAGGGGCUGCUAAAUUAAAUUGUUUCUUGCAGUGCUGGAUAGUGGUUGAUGCAAUGGCUGUGAAUAUAUCUGUGUGAUUAUGAAGAAAAAGAUAACAAAAAUUAUCUGUAGACUGCCUUCUUGCUAUAUUCCAGUGAUUGUGACCUUGCUGAAGGCCCGGUAAAGUAGCUGACAAUGCAGAGCACAUAGAAAUUCCUACCUACCUUUAGUCCUUACCUCACAUGACCAGACAGAUCCACCUGACAGGCGUUUUUGUUUGAUCCUGCUUCUCUCAGCACUGUGGAGAAGGGAGAAGAAAGGAUUUUUUAUCUUUUAUCGAAGAAUCAGGAGGUAGCAUGAUUCUGAAUGAAGCAGUCCUUUAUAGAGCCUAUGCCAGCAGUGUUUUACCCUGAAUGAGUGCUCUGCUCUUAGACACUCCUUGAAUUGCUGCGCACUUCAGAUCAGUUGCUGAAGGAGGGGUAAGUUGCAUGUCUUUUAGUUGGAGAUACCUGCUUACAAAUACCUAAAGAAAGAGCAGAAAGGUGAAUAGGGUGUAGCACUAGUUUAUGAAAUGCUUCUUUCCAGAUGCGCCAGUGGCUGCAAAGUCACAGCUCAGUUCCUGGUCUUCUCACUGAGAUAUUUUUUGUGGUGGAGUUUGAUAAGCAGCAGUGAACUUCUUUGUAUGUUUUUAUUAUCUGCUGAAGCAUCUUUCUGAGAUGCUUUUGCAGGAGGAGGAAGGGCAGGAAGAAAUGGAGACUCUUGAUUGUUUCCUUUUAUUUCUGUUCCGUGCCUGGGCCUGGAAGAGCAAUCUUGUACAUUGCUCUGCUCACUUAUCUUAGGAUAAGGAGGCAAGAUUUGCAUUACUGAGCAUUACACUGUUGAGAAAAGGCUGAAAUGUGAUGGUCACACUCACUCACUGUUCAGACACUUUCAAAAAUCCUCAUCAGAUGAGAUAUAAUGGCAAGGCUGUGUAGCUAUGGGCGUGCUUUCAAGGUGAGAAGGCAGCAGUAUUGCAUUGUUUCCUUUUCAGCCUUGCAGAUGGUUUAGGUUUUCACCGUAUGGGAGGCUAGGGCAGCCCAUGAGCAUUUUGCCUGGGAGUUGUGUGCCUGCUUUAUGGAAGUGUUAACAUGCCUAAAAGAUGCAGGCAGGUUGUAAAGCCGCUUGUCACCUUGCUGGUAGAACCAUAAUGUUUUGCAGGAGCACGGACCAAACAUAUUCUCUAACCCUAGUGUACAGAGGCAGAAAAUGAGGGAGGAUGUCUAGAGAAAAUGCCAUGGCAACAGCUUCUUUGGGUCGACUUUUUCACUCCAGUUUUUACUUCUUCACAUAGUUUUGCAAACCACUCACACAUUAGUGCCUUUUGGGAGAAAGUAGCUGGAUAGAGGUGGAAGGCACGUGCUCCUCUGGGGAGGCAUAACAAACAACUCAGUGCACAGUGUAACUAGAGUGCACAGUUAAAGCUAAGCCUCUGCAGAUAUAUCUGUUACAAGUUUCAUUAUAGCUGCCUUCUGUAUUUGAUCUGUUGACUGUUGUGCCCUUGAUUGACACUGUCCUACAUCCUUCCUGUGGAUAGUCAGCCAGUGAAGCCUUACCCAGGCCAACAGUUGUAGCCCUCCUUCUGUGCUCCCAGCCUUGGGAGUGUGAGUUGGAAAAGCACUCUUUCCAUGGGCUGUCAGGUUCUGAUAGGAUUCCUUUGUAGGUCCUGUUGGUUAGCUCAAGCUAUGCUGAGGGUGGGGGCUUCAGCCUUGGUUAGUUCCCAUUCUUUAUUUAUGAUUUGAAGUACAGUAAUCAUGAUGCUCUAUCAGUGUGCUGAACUUUGUGCAUAGGGGUGGUCCUUUUGACCUCACAUCUAAGGACCAUACGGGUCUCCAAAUCCAACCUGUGUGGAGUUCAAAGUAUUCCCCUAACAGUGAAUACCUCAAGUCCCUGAGCCCUGUGGAUCAAAGGAUGGUUCCCACACUCUUAUAGCAAACAAGCUUAAAGUUCAACAAGCACUUGGGUGUCUGCACGAUCAAACCUUGGAAGUGCAGGAGGCUUUUUGCUGGACUACCCACCCAUCUGUCAUCUUAACUGAGGGACUGUGCCUCCUGCCAAGGUUUCAGCCUUAAACCUGAGUGGACGACCUUUUUGAGGGACUGAAGAGAGUCCAGUGCUUUAGAACAACUCACGUAACAUUAAGCUGUAAGUGUGAAGGCUGCUGCUGGAGUAGUCCUUGUGGACAUUUGUUGCUAGGCAACAAAAACCCAGCUUUGCCUAGAUGAAAUGGUUUGGUACACAGAAUAUCUGCAAUUUCCAUUGUAAUGAAUCUCAAAUUAGAUUUAUGAUGUCCUGCAGGGCCGCAGCACAUAUCCUCUGGCUGUCCCUGUCCCUUUAAACCCAGUAAACAAUAGUCUUCCAGUAUGAAAUCUGAGUAAUAAUAUGCAUAUAUUAUGUCUUCACACUAUGUAAGUGACAUUUAUUUUUGCCUUAAUUCAGACUUUACCAUUUCCUCCUUUGUAGCAAUGCAUUUUUUUGUAAAAGUAUUGUUUUCCAUGCAGUCUGGGAGGCGUGCUCAGAUAACAUGAAUAACAAGUGAGACAUGGGAAACUGAACAGUUCUGCAGUGUGCAUCUCCUCCACUGAGGAAUGCCUGUUGUAUUUGUGCAUAAUGUAUGAAGUGUGCAUUGUGUGGCCUUGCUGUAAGUAUUGGGUGGGAUGAGAUUUGGAAAAUGGUUAAAGAACUGAAGCAGAUCUGGAAUAAGCAAAGAUAUGCAAGAGUCUUUUUCUUGUGGGUUUUCUUCUUUGUUCUAUAGGGACUUAUGAGAGCAGGAGAUGCUGGUAGCUGGCAUAAUACCCAAAUGUAACUUCCUGUCGUUUGGGUGUUGUGCAAAUGGCAGAAUGAAAUCUACCAGGUUGCAGUGUUUGUUGCUUUUUUUCCCUUUCCCUUCCCUUAUUCAAAUAAAGCACUUUUUACACCAAAACCAGCCUUUGAGGCGCAGCACCUCUUUAGCCCAUUAAAGAAGGGGGUCUAGGAACCUGCCCAGGACAAAGCAGAGGUGACAGCCAAGAGUGUUGCUUCAAGGAACACUAUUCAGUGCUCCUUUCUUUUGCCCAGGGUAGAAUGAUUGUGCACAGCAGUAAGAUUUGAUCCAAGAGCAGAUAGGAGAUAUCUGUGGUGGGUCUGUGUGUAGCUAAAUAAAGAUGUUCCAGUGCAAGA